CGUCAUCAGUGUGUCGGGGAAUCUGUGUCACCUACCCAGAAGAGUGACGUUUGACGCACAGUCGCCAAAAUUGUUGACAACAGAAAGAAGAAAGUACGAAAACAUUGAGCGCCUAAAUGCAAUUUUACUAAUUCACAAAGCGCAUAAAUUACACUUGCCAACGAAGCGUUGCAACUAAUUUGAACUCUCGCACCGAAAUUACGAAGGUCGUACACGUCGAAAAUGCUAUUGCCAGGCCGAGGAACUCUUCACACGCCGCCGCUUGCAUUGGCGCGCUUGCCGUUGCUGCUGCUCUUUGUUGGAGCCGCAUUGUCAGCCCGUUUUGUUGGCGCGGCAAUCGCCUCAGCCAUGAACGAUGCGACGCAAAUUUUCGCUAAUAGUUUGACGAGGCGCGUAUUUAACGCCGACAGCGGUGGGAAUGGCUGCUCUGCACGCAAAUUUCAAUCGAUGGCCAAAGCUAUCGAUGACAUCGAGGAUCUGGAAUUGGAUGUGCCGGUUAACAUCGCUUUCGAUAACCAUCAGAAGAAGAGAUUCUUGCUCAAUAUCAACACCUCAGCGCCAUUAACCAUCACUUUUUCGCAGCAGGUCGUGCGCAAGCUUUACUUCAAUCAAACAAUAAAUUUAUCGCGUUCACUGAAAUCGGAUCAACGCACGGUGGUGUUGCCCUGUGCAUUGCGCGGCCACUACGACAUCUUCGUGCAGGCCCGUCAGCGCGGCUCCAUCAAAAUCGAGGCGCAUGCAGCACAUCCCCAGUCCGGUUGGCCACUGCUCAAUCGCACGCAUCACAUACGCAUACGCACACAGAAUCUGGUGCGCAAUCGUCAAAUGAUAGUCAAGUGGGACAAGAGUAAAUUUGAUUUCCAUGCGGUGCAUUACUGCCUGGUGGUGAACACACAGCGGCGCCAAUUGAAUUUCUGCAACGCCGUCAAUGAAUACUUCUCGGGUGCGACGGCGCGUGAAACUGUUGCUGGGCCAGCCAACUGCUAUCCCGGCUCGUUGGUGGAUCACAUAUGGUUAAGACCACCGGAGCGUGCUAAGAAAAUUGAUGUACGCAACGUCAACAUUAUCUGUACUGGCGCUCAUACGCAACAGCUGCUGCGCGGUGUGCUACCGAAUCUCACAUAUUACUUGGAUAUAUUUGGUGUGCAUACACGCCGCCAGAAUCUCACCUUUCAUAUUGCCUCGACACAAGUGGAUUAUAAUCGGACGCAUCCGGUUGCGCUGAGCGACAAUAUGAUAACCAUGCGGAAAAUAUCGGGGCUAAAUGGCGUGCAGGUCUUCAGUUUUAAGGUUCCUGGAAGAGAAACCAUGCUGCCAACAACAGCGCUGCAGCUGCGUUAUCUCAUUGUGCCGUGCGGCGGCAGCGAAAUCGAUAUAAAAAUUCUGCGCAAUCGCACGCUCAUGGGAAAUGCGACCGGUAUAUAUAGGCCCACAUAUAUACGUUUAUCAGAGGUGCACAAGGGUCAGCGUUACAUAGCGCGUUUCACGCCCAGCAACGAAGACGAGACGCUGCGCGCACACAAAGUGGGACUGGCUGUCACGACAACCGGCAUCUUUCAGCACCUGCCAGAGUUGCCGGCUGACAUUACAGUCUUCGAUGUGAGCACACGCUGCUCCUUAGCCACCAUUGCAUGGUACAGUUCGCCGGAUAGUCGAACAAUAAGGUACUGCAUAAUUGUGUUCAAUUUGCCGCAGCGUAAUCGGAGUUCCAUCGAUUACACGAACUACUGUCUCGACUUUGGAAGGCGCGUGGUACAGCAUCCGCUAUUUCAAUCCAUUAAAUGUGUCGAACGUACUAAGAGUUCGCCACUCGAAACGCACACCAUAUUCAAUCUGACACCAGGUGAAACAUACCUCAUCUAUGUAACGGCGAAUCUCAAAGAGGGCAGACCGCUGCCCUACCAAACACUGCGGAUCACAAUGGGUCGUCGUUGCAGCAAAGAACUACUCGAUUCGCGAGAGCCCACCACAUACUACUGAUUGCGCGGCCAACGAGGUUACUCCGCUCCAUAACGUGAGCGACAAUGGCGUGCAAUUAACUAAGACAGUGUUGCAAUAUGCAUUUGCAACUACAACUACAACUAUUUGUAUUCAAUUAUGUGCAACUUCUGGCCUCUGGUUGAAUUCACUCGUAAGUGAGCUUUAACGAAUGCCAAAAUGAAAAUCGCACUAUUUCGCUUGUAAAAUAUAUACAAAUACACCUACAACCGCAUAAAUAGUAUAUAAGUGAGUAUGUGUUUACAUAUAAAUAUAUACUAUAUAACAGUUAAGCGCUAAAAGACGUAAGCCUCCGCCAUUGAAAUAUUGCUAAAUAUAUGUACAUGAAUGUAGUUAUUAAUAUGCAGGAUAGUUAACGGUAUGUGUUGCCUACAUUUAGGCGCUUGGUAUACCUUGUGGGGAAACUAUGUGAAAUCUAGUAUAUGUGUUAAAAUUUUUUUUUAUAAAUAAUUAGCGUUUUUAAUUUUUUUUUUUUUUGCGCUUAUCACCGUAUGUGCUCCACCGACAUUUAUAUAUAUAUGCAUCUGUUUAUAGGCUAUUUGUUGAGAUAACGGUAACAAUUAUUACUGAAGAAUGCCACUCAAAUGCGUUAAGACUAUUAUCUAUUGUGUUAGAUUGUGUUAUCGCUAAUAAGACAAAUAUUUUGCGGAAAAUUUUGUAUUUUCCUUUAUUCAUAGUAUACCACCAGGCGCCUCUCGUAAGUUCUACAUAUGAACUUGUUGAAUACAGGGAUUAAUCCUGUGGUUUUUGAAAUAUCGGAAUGAAAUUUUGCACAAGCAUUUCUCCCCCCAAAUGUUUCCUGAUUUGUGAGAAUCGCUAUUAUAGGAUCACUAUAGCAUAUAGCUGCCAUACAAACUGAUCGUUCAAAAUCACGUUCUUGUAUGGAAAGCUUUUUCAUUUGUUUAGAUAUCUUCACAAAAUUUUGCAUGAACUGUUGUCUAGAGCAAUGCUAUGAUUUUUGGAGAAAAUAUUCAGAUUAGACCACUAUAGCAUAUAGCUGCCAUACAAACUGAUCAAUCAAUAUCAAU
Bactrocera latifrons is the source of this 3026-nucleotide messenger RNA. RefSeq lists its product as uncharacterized. The record is from RefSeq and is a predicted model, not a curated record. Gene Ontology annotation, molecular function: protein binding. The transcript is spliced from 10 exons. The coding region runs from base 223 to 1980 and encodes 585 amino acids. NCBI's taxonomy places the organism in Eukaryota, Metazoa, Arthropoda, Insecta, Diptera, Tephritidae.